ACCAUAAAAUUUUCAGAACCAACUAACCAGAUAUCAAAAAAGAAAAAAACGUGUGGACGAAAGAUCAUUUCAAAACAAAAAAAUCUAUAACCACUGAUCAACAAUUUCCAGUAAUUAAUCGCACUCUAAAUAUACAAAAUUUCACCAUCUUCCAUCUUCUUCCUAAUCCUCAUUUCCCAAAAGCACCACCGUGUACGGCGGUCACGGAAAAAUUUUCCGUUAUAUCUCCGCCGUCCACUUCUAUCUGUAUAUUAUUUAUUAAUUUUUCCAAUCAUAUAUACAUAAAAAAAGAAUUCACAUAAUUCUAAAAAUUAAAAUUCACAUAUUUAUUUAUUUAUUUAUUUAUUGUUUGUUUGUUUGUUUGUUUCGAUUAUCUCUAUAUACAAACGAUUUUGUAUAAUUCAAAAUUCAAAGCACUGUGUGAUUUUCUCAUUGCAUGCAUGGCAGUUACUUCUAUCGAUCUGUAUAUAGAGAUAUAAUUAUUCAUAUAUUUAUUCAUUUAUUUAUCUCUAUACAUAAAAAGUUCGUACAAUCAUUAAAAUUCGUAUACAUAUUUAUUCACUUUACAUAUAAGAAAAUCGUAUAAUUCUUAAAUUGGUAUACAUAUUUAUUCAUUUUUUUCGAUUGUCUCUAGAUAUAACAAAGAAAUCUUACAUUAUUAAAUUCAUCCAUUUAUUGAUUUUUAUUUUUUCAUUAUACAGACAAUUUCGUAUAAUUCAAAAUUCAAAAUCUGUGUGAUUUUAUUAUUGCACGCAUGGCAGUUACAUUUCUAAACCGGAAUGUAUCAGAUUUAUGCGUAGGAAAACCUGCGUUAAAGCCAUUAUCAGCAUCAUCCACGUUAACGGAGGGGUUAGCUGUGUUGGAAAAAUCCGGUGAGAGUCAGGUGAGCGUAUGGAGAUGUGAUCAUUAUUCGAAAAGUAUUGAAGUUGAAGAAUGUGAAUGUGAAUGUGAGUGUCUUUGUGUUGGGAAGCUAUGUAUGGUUGAUAUGAUUUGUUAUCUAUGUAAAUGUGACAAUUUGGAUAAUCUGAACAAGGCUUUGGAGACUUGUGUUGAACAGAUUUUGCCUAAAGGGAAUGUUGUUGUGAGGCAUUUGGCUCCUAAUUCCAGCUUGCUAGAGGCAAUAGAUUGCAUUCUUGAUGGCACCCAGAAUCUUGUUAUACCAAUCCAAAAUUACAUAAGCACAAAGUCAAGGAAAACACUGAGUAAACCAUCCUCCUCGAGUUGCAAACAUCGCGAUGGAGUUGAAUACUGCUGGAUAACACAAGAAGACGUUGUUCGCUUCCUUCUGAACUCUGUUGGUGUCUUCUCCCCUAUGCCCAAUUUUUCAGUUGAAUCACUCAAUAUCAUAGAUCGUAACGUCAUGACUAUUCGUUACCAUGACCCUGCAAUCUCUGCCUUAGAUUCCCUUACUCUUGCACACAUUGAGCAAACUUCUGUGGCAGUUGUUGAUGAUCACUACAGAUUAAUCGGUGAAAUCUCCCCCUCCACUCUUGCCUACUGUGACGAGAAUGCAGCAGCAGCAAUCAUGACCCUUUCAGCUGGUGAUCUGAUGGCUUACAUUGACUGUGGCGGUCCUCCAGAGGACUUAUUCGAGCUGGUGAAGAUGAGAUUGCAAGAGAAAAAGCUUGGCGCAGUAUUGGAACUAAUGGAUCGAGAGUUCUCCUUUAUUUCGUCAUCAUCAUCUUCAGCUUCUAGUUAUUCUUCUGAUGACGAGUUAGGGGUUUGCAGAAAUAAUGGUUCAGGACGAUAUUCUUCAGCUAGAAGGGCAGAGGCGAUCACGUGUUACCCAAGCAGUUCAUUGGUGGCUGUGAUGAUUCAAGCACUUGCACAUCGUGCAAGUUCCGUUUGGGUCAUGGAUGAGGAUUACACUUUGAUCGGAUGUGUGACGUUUAAAGGGAUCUUGAAAGUUUUUCGGAGUUUUGCAAAUGCAAGGUCGAAACCCGAUGAGGACAAUUCAGUGAAGCAAUAAAUUUUCCCUUAUCAAAGGUCGUUUUGUCUAUUCAUUAUUUCCACAAUGUGCUUCCAAAAUCUACAUAGGCGGAGCUACUUAGGAAGUAUGCGUUCAAUAGAACGCAACAAUUUUGAUUUGAACUUUGUAUAUUUAUCGACAAGUAACUUUGUUUGGAUGGUGGUUACCCAUACUAUAGUAUCAUAUUGUUACUCACAUUGUUUAGAUGGUGGUUACCCAUGGUAUAGUAAGUUAUUGUUUCUAAAAGCAACAUGUGUGUUUUGAUUAUUUCUUAAAAUAAAUGGUAUGGUAUAUCAGGUAACCAUGAACCACCUCACUUUAUGUAACCAUAGAUUUUGUAGUAUCGCGUGUUUCCUUAAUUUUUUUUCUCAUUUUAUUUUUAUUUAUUAUUUAAUAAUCCUAUUUUAUCC
Molecule: messenger RNA, 2379 nt
Organism: Capsicum annuum
Lineage: Eukaryota; Viridiplantae; Streptophyta; Magnoliopsida; Solanales; Solanaceae
Product: CBS domain-containing protein CBSX5
Exons: 2
Coding region: 755-1969 (404 amino acids)
Source: RefSeq, a predicted model, not a curated record